This is a messenger RNA of Cladophialophora immunda, 1212 nucleotides long. RefSeq lists its product as uncharacterized. The transcript has 3 exons. Gene Ontology annotation, molecular function: DNA-binding transcription activator activity, RNA polymerase II-specific. The record is from RefSeq and is a predicted model, not a curated record. Lineage: Eukaryota; Fungi; Ascomycota; Eurotiomycetes; Chaetothyriales; Herpotrichiellaceae. Gene Ontology annotation, biological process: regulation of transcription by RNA polymerase II. The coding region runs from base 1 to 1212 and encodes 403 amino acids.
AUGUCCCUCGUCACUUUCGGAGCAGUGCCAACUUUGGCCCUGUGUUUAUCAAAACCUCCAUUGUCACUGCCCAAAAACAGCAUGAUUCAGAAUGCCGUCCCGCCGGUUCCAUACCAAGUCUCGCCACGGAUGUGCCAAUUGCAAACAGAGAAGGAUCAGGUGUGUGGUGGACCGCUGGUGCAGUCCUCGGGCGAGAGCUCAAGCAGCACCCCCCAAGCAUCAGCCAGCGCCCAGAGUCUCGAACACAUGACCGACAUGCUCGAUCAGCAUGAUGAAGAACUCAUCCGGCGCUGGUCAGAGGCCACCUGCUUCACCAUGGGUGACCGGUACGAAUUGGCUCCAAUGUGGCAGGUGACAGUCCCGGGUCUUGCCUUGAGCCAGCCCUUUCUGAGGCACGGGGUGCUGGCAUUGGCCGCGAUGCAUAUUCGAUGUACAUCCCCACUUCCACUGCAGACAAAGUACCUCGACCUUGCAAGCCAACACCAGGACAGAGCGUUGGAGGGGUAUAUUCCGCAGCUUGAAAACAUCACGGCGGAGAACUGUCACGCUCUCUUUGCGUUUUCCGCCCUGCUUCUUGCCAUCCAGUACUCGUUUAUCUCCGUGUUGGACAGCGAGAUCGACGGCCACGAGUACAUUGCCGAAGUCGCUUCCGUCUUCGAAUACGUGAUUGGCGCCACUGUGAUUGCUUUUGAAGGCGAAGUAUGGCUGCGGCAAGGCGGCAUGCAACCUCUGAUGGCACGGGGGACCGAGCCUCGAAGCAUACUCUCCGAAUUGAUCGAGGGCCCGCAAAACGCGCUCGGCAGCCUCUUGUCGUACGUGCAUCAUCUGGGCGACAAUCCCGGAUUGAGCGUCGCGAGAGAAACAACAGCCAACAUCCCCGUCUAUGUGCGCAGCAUCGAGAUGUUGACGAACGCGUUCCCCACCCAAGACACCGAGCGUCGGAUCUUUGAUGACAUGAUCGGUUGGCCUCAUUACGUCGGGGCCGAUUUGGUUCGACUGCUCCGAGCUCAGGACCAAAUGGCGCUCGCGAUCCUGGCGCAUUACGGCGUGGCUCUGGAGGCGUUUAGGGACAUAUGGUGGCUGGAGGGUGUAGGUGCCCGUCUGGUCCGGGCCAUUGCGCGUGUGCUGCCUCUCGAAUUCGGGCCACUGGUUCAAUGGCCGCUAGAAAGGGUUUCGGUGGAUCUAUCACUGCAACACAUGUACAUAAUGUGA